This is a messenger RNA of Serpula lacrymans var. lacrymans S7.9, 1618 nucleotides long. RefSeq lists its product as uncharacterized. The coding region runs from base 24 to 1580 and encodes 518 amino acids. Lineage: Eukaryota; Fungi; Basidiomycota; Agaricomycetes; Boletales; Serpulaceae. The transcript has 5 exons. The record is from RefSeq and is a predicted model, not a curated record.
ACUUGUAACCGCGACUACUAAGUAUGCCUGUCGCAUUUCGCGACUCGUCCGUUAUAAUCAUCGAAAAUGGCAGGACUCUUAUCAGAGCUGGCAUAGGUCUGCAUGAUUUACUGAAAACACCGUCUGUGACAAUCCCAGCUCGGGUUGGUUUCCGAAAAAGCACGUCUCAAGGCUCAGGGGAUAACACGAAUGCAGAUUCGAAUGGGAGGUCGUCCUCUACGCCGCUAGACAUUAACGGAAUUGGUCGCUCGUCGGCCUCGACAAGUCGCGCAUCUUCUCUUCCUUACCAAACCAAUCCUUCUGCCAAAGUAACCGACUAUCUCGUAGGAGCGCAGCUCGACGAGGCUCUCGAAGCAGGCCAGGACAUCGCCAUAUCGUGGCCUUUCGCAGAUGGCGAUGUUCGUGACUGGAUACAGGCAGAGGCUAUCUGGAAAUACGUCAUCUUCAACAUUCUACAACUUCGACGUGCCCAGAACGAGUCACCCGUCUUAUUAUCCAUAACUCCUGCUUUUUCAAGACAUGGCUAUGAAAGGAUAUGUCAGACUUUCUUUGAGCGCUUCAAUGUCGCCGGCUUUAGCCUUGUUGAGCGCCCUAUGGCCCAAAUCUAUGCUGCAAAUUCAUUGAGUGGGGUUGUUGUAGAUAUUGGCUAUGAGACAACAGAUAUUACGCCAAUCCACAACGGUUUCCCCAUCCGUGCAGCUCAGACAACGACAUCCCUCGGCAUUCGGGAUUGCCAGAAAUACCUAGCCCAUCUCCUUCGCUCCAAUCAGUCCAUCCUGUCAGUAAUUUCGCCACCCGACAACCCCAGCAGUCCAGAAGUUGUUGAAAAGUACCUCGCCGACUUGGUGAAACAUGUUUGGGAAGAAGGACUCGUCAAGGUCCCUUCUCAUGGCCAAACGGUGGAUAUCCCUGACGAUGAAGGUGUAACAGAUAUCGCUGCAGUUCUUGUCGCUGGGAAAGAAAAGGCCGUGAUAGAGACUGGGCUGAAGAAAAAAGCGACGGCAAAGGCUUCAGCUGCAGAGCAAGCUCGCGCGAAAGAAAUUGAAGCUAUGGACUUGGUGACCACUUCGUUCCGUGAUCAAACGCUCACACUUGGGAAAGAACGACAUCGGUUUUGCGAGCCCUUGUUCGACCCGACUUUACUCAGGACGCUUCCAGGGUUUGAUCUUGAAUGUGACUUUGACACUAUUAUGCCCCUGCAAGACGCUGUCGGACACGCUGUCGGGCAAACCGAAGUGGAUCAACGCCAGGAUAUAUGGCAGGGACUUUUUGUCACGGGUGAUCUGACGAACCACGUCAAAGGAAUUGGUACUGCGUUACAGUCACGACUGGCUCCGUUCAUUCUCACCAACCCUGAUCAACUAAACGAAGUACAGGCCCGUGUGAUUCGAGUGUUGAAUGUACCAGAAUACUUUGCCGAAUAUCGGGAGAAGGGCGAUGGGCUAGCUGCCUUCCUAGGUACUAGUAUCGUAGCAAAGGUUGCUUUCAAUGACUCACAGGGUAAAAAUUUUGUAACCAAGUCUGACUAUACGGAGAAAGGUCCAAAGGCAAUCAUAGAGAUGUCGCCCACAUUGUUGUAACAAUCACCGGUAGAUAGUAUAUUCCAUAUUCCAACUCU